AUGGAGAGCGGCACGCGCAGCUCACCUGCUCGUCCGGGCACUGAAUGCCGUGUAUUGGAGCGGAUCCGCGUGUUGGCCCCCGUUGGUUUCAAGGCAGAAAUGAAGGCGUUGUCCAAACUGGCCGGACCGCUGAUUAUGGCCCAGCUCAUGUCUUUUUCAGUGAGUUUUGUCAGCACUAUUUUCUGUGGUCACCUGGGGAAGACGGAGCUGGCAGGAGUGUCUCUGGCCAUAGCAGUUAUUAAUGUUACAGGUAUAUCUAUUGGCUCAGGUUUGUCGUCAGCAUGUGAUACUCUGAUAUCGCAGACUUUUGGGGGCCAAAACCUCCUGAGAGUUGGGGCCAUUCUGCAGCGGGCGAUCCUCAUUUUGAUUCUGGCAUGUUUCCCCUGCUGGGCGAUCCUCAUCAACACAGAGCCCAUUCUGCUGGCGGUCAGACAGGAUCCAGAGGUGGCCAGGUUGGCUCAGCUGUAUGUGAAGAUUUUUAUGCCAGCGCUUCCUGCUGCAUUCAUGUAUUCAUUACAAACAAGAUAUCUGCAAAACCAGGGCAUCAUAUGGCCACAGGUGAUCACAGGCUGUGUGGUCAAUAUUCUUAAUGCCCUCAUCAACUACAUUGUUCUCCACGCAUUAAAUCUGGGAGUAGGUGGUUCUGCUGUUGCCAACGCCAUUUCUCAGUUCUCCAUGGCUGGAAUUCUCUAUGCUUAUAUCAUGUGGCGAGGUCUUCACAAGGCUACCUGGGGAGGCUGGUCUAAAGAGUGCCUGCAGGACUGGGGCUCAUACAUACACUUGGCCAUCCCCAGCAUGGUCAUGCUGUGUGUUGAGUGGUGGACGUAUGAGAUUGGAGGUUUCCUGGCAGGUCUAAUAAGUGAGGUGGAACUUGGAGCUCAGUCAAUUGUAUAUGAACUGGCAAAUGUUGCAUACACGUUCCAUUUGGGUUUCGGCAUAGCAGGCAGUGUAAGAGUUGGAAAUGCCUUGGGAGCCGGAGAAACAGAGCAGGCAAAACUGUCCGCUAAAAUGACAAUGUUCUGCGCAGGGUCAUUGUCUGUGUGUUUGGCAGUCCUCAUUGGGAGUCUGAAGGACCAUAUCUCUUAUAUUUUUACAUAUGAUGAACAAAUCAGGAGAAGGGUUGCUGAUGUUAUAGCUUUCUAUGCUCCAUUCAUACUCCUAGAUGCAAUAUCAGUUGCCUCGGGUGGCAUUAUACGAGGAGCCGGUAAACAGAAAGUUGGGGCUGUUUGCAACAUUUUGGGAUAUUAUGGUGUUGGUUUCCCUAUUGGUGUGUCACUGAUGUUUGCAGCCAAAUUAGGAAUCAAGGGUCUGUGGACAGGCCUGUUUACCUGUGUGUCUCUGCAAUGCUUGUUUCUGAUUUUCUACCUGGUAAGACUGAACUGGAAUAAAGUUACAGUAGAGGCUCAAAUCAGAGCGGGAGUGCGUGGGAGCUCCACAGACACAAGUCUGCAGCCAGAUGAUCCAACCAACUCACAGUGCCAAACAGACAACGUGGACCUGGUUGGCGCUGAGGAGGGACCAACAGUGAAGGAGGAGCUGUCCCACAGGACUUUGGUUCUGCGUAGGGGCUUGACUCUGGCUUUCAUGCUGUUCAUCCUGGCUGCCGGAAUCAUUAUAAACCUGCUGAUCACUAACUUGGUUAGAUGAAUGACAGCAGAGUCUUUUGUGUUCAGUGGAGUAACUCGUUAGCCACCAGUGCUCAAUGUGAUGUAGAUGUUUGCACUGCAGGAUGUCAGAGCAGGACAGUGGAGAGGCAGGAGUGAAGAUGAGCAGAAAGUGAAAUGCUCUAUGAUCACUGAAAUAACUUCUUAAUAUAAAAUAUUACUCCUAAACCAUUAUUUCACAAGAUUUACCAGUAAAUCUGCCAGUGUUUGGUUCACAACCACAUUCUGUCAAAGAGAAUGAGUCAGACUAAAGAGAGUUUGACAAACUCGGGAUUUUUAACAUGAAACAGAAACAUUGUGGUUAUCCUGGACUCUCAAGGUCAAUCUACUCUUCUAUUGGAACCAGCACAGUGGAGAAAAUUUGAUCAGGAGUGUAUGUAGUAU
Messenger RNA from Xiphias gladius (swordfish), 2048 nucleotides. RefSeq names its product solute carrier family 47 member 3 (gene slc47a3). The coding region runs from base 1 to 1647 and encodes 548 amino acids. The record is from RefSeq and is a predicted model, not a curated record. Gene Ontology annotation, biological process: xenobiotic detoxification by transmembrane export across the plasma membrane. The transcript is spliced from 17 exons. Gene Ontology annotation, molecular function: xenobiotic transmembrane transporter activity; antiporter activity. Gene Ontology annotation, cellular component: membrane. NCBI's taxonomy places the organism in Eukaryota, Metazoa, Chordata, Actinopteri, Istiophoriformes, Xiphiidae.